GAAAGGGCUGCGGGGCUUUGCCGUCUCUCUCUCUGUCUCUCUCUGCCUCGCGCUGCUGCUGUCGGCGCGAGGCUGCCGCCGAGAGCGGAGCAGAGCGAGCGGCGCCGGCGCUGUGCAUGCUGGGCUCCGAUCAUGGUGGGCUCGCGCUAGAGGCAGGAAGGGCUCGAGCCAGUUCCCCCCUCGCCCCCGGUAGCCACGCGCCUCCCGGUCGGCGAGUCCCGGGGAGAGAAGACACCGACCGGGAAGGGGGCUGGUACCGCCGGGCGCUCGCUCUGUCCCGCACCGCAGCGCCCCGGGACCGCUCGCCGGAGGAGGAAGGGGGGGUUGCCCCGGGUGCCAGCCGCUGUGGGGGGACGGGACCGGACCGUGCCCCCCGCCGCUGCCCCCCGCGUGCCCAGCCCCGGGAGAUGGUGACACAUGAGGCGCGCUGGCAGGAGCAUGGUUGAAAGGACCAGCAAGUUCUUGCUGAUCGUGGCCGGCUCGGUGUGCUUCAUGCUCAUCCUGUACCAGUACGUGGGGCCGGGGCUGAGCCUGGGGGCGCCCAGCGGCCGCGCCCCGGCCGAGGAGCUGGACCUCUUCCCCACGCCGGACCCGCACUAUGUCAAGAAGUACUACUUCCCCGUGCGGGCGCUGGAGCGGGCGCUCGCCUUCGACAUGAAGGGCGAGGACGUGAUCGUCUUCCUGCACAUCCAGAAGACGGGCGGCACCACCUUCGGCCGCCACCUGGUGCAGAACGUGCGGCUCGAGGUGCCCUGCGACUGCCGGCCCGGGCAGAAGAAGUGCACCUGCUACCGGCCCAACCGCCGGGAGACCUGGCUCUUCUCGCGCUUCUCCACCGGCUGGAGCUGCGGGCUGCACGCCGACUGGACCGAGCUCACCAGCUGCGUGCCCGGCGUGCUGGACAAGAGGGAGAGCGCCGCGCUCAAAGCCCCCAGAAAAUUUUACUACAUCACGCUGCUGAGAGACCCUGUGUCCCGUUACCUCAGUGAAUGGAGGCACGUCCAACGUGGAGCUACCUGGAAAACUUCCUUGCAUAUGUGUGAUGGUCGGACACCAACCCCUGAAGAGCUGCCAUCAUGCUAUGAAGGCACAGACUGGUCAGGAUGCACGCUGCAGGAGUUCAUGGAUUGCCCGUAUAACUUGGCAAACAACCGCCAAGUGAGGAUGUUGGCUGACUUGAGCUUGGUGGGCUGCUACAACAUGUCUUUUAUCCCUGAGAACAAGCGAGCACAGAUCCUGCUAGAGAGCGCAAAGAAGAACCUUAGAGACAUGGCCUUUUUUGGCUUGACAGAGUUCCAGAGGAAGACUCAAUACCUGUUUGAGAGAACUUUUAAUCUGAAAUUCAUCAGGCCCUUCAUGCAGUACAACAGUACAAGGGCAGGCGGAGUGGAGGUGGAUAACAACACCAUACGGAGGAUUGAGGAGCUCAAUGACUUGGACAUGCAGCUCUAUGACUAUGCAAAGGACCUUUUCCAACAGCGCUACCAGUACAAGCGGCAGCUGGAGAGGAUGGAGCAAAGGAUAAAGAAUCGGGAAGAGAGGCUUCUUCACCGGUCCAACGAGGCACUUCCCAAGGAAGAGACAGAAGAGCAAGGACGCUUGCCCACUGAGGACUACAUGAGCCAUAUUAUAGAGAAGUGGUAGCCUAGGCAGACUUUUAUACUGAAUGGGAUUCUAGGGUUUCCUGUUAAAAGAUCAUGGAAGUAAAAAUACAAAACCACCCCCAACAAAUCUUUUAUUUAAAAGCAAGUCUGUAAAACAGAAGGUAGCAUUCUUCUUUAAACAAUGGGUCUUUUUACUGUUUCUUACAAGACCAAUGAGAUUCUUAAAAAAAUAAAUAAAUACCUAAAAAAUAAAAAAGGGUCAACAUUAAAACUCAGAUUUAAAAAUGCACAAAUUCAGCCACCCGCUUUUGAGGCCAAAUACAAUGUAAUGUUUCUUAUCCUCCCAAAUUCAGAAACAGAUGGCAGAGGUAGGAUCUUUUAUUAAUCUGUUUUUCCCCUGAGUAUAAAGACAGAUAUACAAACACACACAUGUAUAUAGAUAAUUUUUUAAAUCAAGGUUUCCCUUUGUUUCCCUUCUUUUUUGUGGGGGGAGGUUAAUGGGGGCGUUAUUUUUGUUUUGCUAAAGUAAGGAUAGUAGUGGCAAGGUUGAUUGCAUGCUAAGCUAUUAGGGCAUGAUCUAGCCACAGGGGCAGCUGCUUAGACUCAAAUGGUAACCACUGUCAAGAAAAUGGAGCAGAAUAAAAAUAAAAGAAGAAAGACAGCAGAGGAUGAGAAACAUUAAAGCAAAUUGACUGUGGCCUAGAAUAUAUACUUAGCACAAUGGUUUUGAUACAUUGCACUGGUGUCGCACAUGUAUGCCACUUUACCAUAGUAACAAUAGUUAGUGAAUUCAUGCACAAACCUCUCCAGCUUCUGCUUCACAAAGAAGUUCCAAAAGCCAAAUAAAAGCCAACCAAAUUCCAUGUAGAAUCACACACGUAAACACAGAUGGAAUCUUGUCACCCCUUCCCAUGUGCAGUACAUUCCUUAAUCAAUGUAACUUGUAAACAGCACAUGAAAAUCCUUUUCUGUACAUGAAACAAGCCAAGCAGAGAGAGAGAAUAGCAUCACUCCCGCAUGGACCUGCAUCAGGUAGAGUUCUAGUAAUACCCUGCAAGUACUCAGUUAUGAAUGGAGACAUGUUUAUUUUGCUGGGAUGUGUGUGUGUGUGAAAUGAGAUCUUAAUUACAGAGAACACAUACUUACACAUACCUAAAUUUCAAAAGUGCUAAUUUUUUUAAAGAUAAAUUAUGUUCCCAAUCCUGCUCCCACCAAAGUCAAUAGCAAAACUUCCACUGAUUCCAAAGGGAGCAGUCUGAGACUUUGUUCCAGGGCAAUAAGAUUUCCUGCUACUGGUCUGAAUUAAUCUGGUGACAGUGCAUGCUGUAUUUUGGCAGAAUGGCCUUUUCUGUAGAUCUUAUUUUAAACAAGGUGCACUCAUAAACCUGGAAAGGGAAAUCAAUGGUAAUGGUUUUCAGUCUGAGGCCCUCAUCAGACCAGCACCCUUCUCAUUUUGAGAGAGUCUGGUAACUUUCAUUCCCCAGUCUGUGGCAGUCUAACCAGCUUCUGCCUACUCAAAUCAAUUCAGAGAGCAGCAAUGGAUUGUCACAUUUCCCCCACACUCUGUUCAAAUCCGUCUAUUUUUUGUCAUUGCUAUUGCUAUUCUAAGCACUUCUGCGUUGGUCUGAAGCAUGCAAAAGAAGCAGGUUUUGUCUGCUCCAUACAUUACCCAUUAUUACCUGGCCCCUAGGACCUGAACUGGCUACUGUUUAGGGUGAAGUAUGAAUCAAAUGGGAGACACCUUGAUUUUCAGAGGCUGUGUUAACUGCAGAUCAAAUAUGACAGUGAAAUCACAGGAGGAGAGCCAGAGAGAUAUAUUCAGCUCCAGCAUGUCCUUUUUACAGAGUUGUCUUUCCCUUUACAGGAAUGUACUGAGGUGUUGCUCACUUUGUAUUUUAAUUCUCUCUCUGCCUUUGCAUGCUGUUACCAACACUGUAGAAUUCAAAUUGAGUUUUGCAGGGGAGGUGGAUGCCUGCUGCAGGAGCUGCCUGAUUUCCAAGACAUAAACUGUGAGCAUCUGGACAGAAAACCUGAGCAACACUUGGGGUUAAAACAUAACCCUAUUAUGGCUCUGAUCCAGAGCCCAUUGAAGUCAGUGGGAGUCUUUUGUUUGAUUUCAGUGGGGUUUGGAUCAGGCCCUCACAGCCUGGGCCAGCAGAGUACUUACACAUCUUAACUUUAACCAUAGUGAGACAUGCUGAAGUGCUGUGUUACAUCAGGCUUAUCAAUCAACACCUGCUAGUGUUGUUCUCUUUAAGGGUCUGUCAGUGUUUCCAUUAAGAACCGCUCCCGGUUUUCAGAGGUGUAUAACAUGGCCAUAAAUAUUUGUUCCGGGCUGAAAUGUGGAAAGCAAAACCUCCCCUUCAAAGGAAUUUGGUUUGGGGGCAGAGGGUGUUACAAACCCAUUCCUUCACCUCUAAAUUCCAGGAUUAGGAAUAACAAUGCUUGCUGGUUCCCAAUGCUCGUGUGUGUUGCUGUAACUAAAGAAAACAUUGACUUUUACAAAAUGCAGUUUUACAGGCUGUUUAUCCACAAAACUAUACACGAGCUAUAAAAAGCAACUGUUUUAUGUGCACACUAUCAAACUUUACCCGAAGGCUUCUCACUGUGCAUUCAGUGUUAUGGAUCCAUAAUGCACAAAUAGUUACUAAACUAAUCCAUAUUCAAAGUACGCAUCCAAACAGCUCCACAAGAGAGCAUGCUGUGCAGUACUACAUACACUGGUACUGAGUUCUGAGAACAAUUAUUAUACUGAGGGCCAAAUUCUGCCUUCAUUUACACAAAGGUUGACAAUGAAUGGAGCUGCCCGAGCAAGGCUGGCAGUAGAAUUUGGCCCAGUCUGGCUAGGUUAUUUCUGCAUUAUGGGCUCUAAAUAACUGGCUGAAUUUUAGUGGAUCUGUCUACAUGGUUCAAAAUUAGAAGGAACCUCUGACCUCAAGAGCGUGUCAGGGGUAGACUUCUUUUCAACAUUUGCUUUGUAAUAUAUUACAGUAACCAACAAAUGAAAUGAAACUACAGAGUAUUGUUAACAGUUCACUUAAACCCACAAAAGGAAGAAGAGAGAGGUAUGAUGAUUUUUAGUGGUCUGAGCUCAGUCCAGAGAGUCAGAAAUUUCCAUGUUCAAAUCCUGGCUCGGACACAUCCCUUCAGUUCUGCCUCAGUUUCCCCAUCUGCUCAUUGGGAAUAACAAUACUUACUGCAAAGAAGCUUUGUGAGGGUUAACUAGUGCAAAGUGGUGCAAAAAUAAAUUCUAAGUGUGAUUAAAGGAAACAAAGGAUACCCAGCCCGCUAUGGCCAGUUGUUUGGCCAAAGACCUUACACUAAUUUACUCUUAAGGGCUGGGUGCCAGGCAGUAAGCUGUAGGAUACAUCACUUGUCUGACACAGAAUUUUCUUGCUUUAGUGGGCUUAAAGGAGCUUCUUUGACAUAAUGUGAAUGUAGUUUAUUGUGAUUUAUAUGUACUACAAUUUGGAGUGGUACCACUUUUUAGGAGCAGAUUAUCUGAUGCUACAAUAACAUGAAAAAUGUAUGUGUAGUUUUAAAAUUAAUAGACACCAUCUGCUUUAAGAAACUCCAGUGGAAUUAUUGGCCAGAUAUUUUGUUGUUGUUAAAUAUGUGCCCCUCUCUUCCAAUACAUCUCCCCUGCUGCUCCCUGAGCUUUCUAUACAAUUAGAGCUUCUUAUAUACAAUGCUUCUUCAUUAAGCAAGGAAAUAUUUCAUAACAGCAAUAGGUGUAGUGAAGACAAUUGCGAGAUUCUGACAAAGACUCCCAUUGAAUUCAAUGGGAGUUGAAUCCGGUCCCAAGUCAAUACAACACUCGCUAUUACAUUGUUUUCCUGCUAUGAUUGCAGGGAGCUUCCAGGGAAAGUCUUCACUGCAAUUGGGAUCUUUAUGGGGUGUUAAUGGGAAUUUAUACAAGCAUUAAUGCUUAGUGUGAGUGGUUACAUUGGAGCUGCAUUGUUGGCACCAUGAACGACCAUGGCCUGACUCUCCAUUUUCUUAGAGUUUAUGUUGUCAUUACACCUGUGCAAAAAGAGGUGUGACAUGCUCCCACCAGUGUGCAGAGAAUUCUGAUCCAGUAGUACGUCGCUUUCACUUUGCACAGCUAUAAGUGCAAGAACCAGGCCACCGUGUGCUUUUAGACUCCUGAAAAGAGAAACUUCACUGCUUGAAGUGUGUUGUUGCUGAUGAGCCUGAAUCUGAAUGGUUAUACUGAAUGAGAUUCCUGCCCACACAAACACUAGCCAGCCAAUUAGGUGCCCCUUUUCGCCAUGCCCGUUGAAAAAUGUGCAGUAUUGACUGGAAAGGAUGCUGUGUCCUGUAACUUUUUGCCCAGUCAGUUGUAUCUUACAUUGUAGAGGUAGGCAAAACAUCUCACAACAAAGGGUUCUUUGUGAAUUAAAUACAAUUUAGCACAGGUCAUUUUUCUGGUCUUUAUUUCCUUUCUUCUCAGACUGCUCUCUUCCAUAGCAUCCCUGCCCAAAUUUGUGUUAGAACACUUUAAAAGCAAAAUUUUGGAGUGAAUUUAGUGUGAUUCAGACUGUGUCACUCCUGCAAGCUGCAGUCCCAUGCAGGGGUGCUGGAACAAUUUGUGAAGUGGCGGUGCUGAGAGCCACUGAACCAAACUGAAAACCCCGUAUAUGAUGGAAACCACUUCAAGCCAGGGCAUGCAGCAGCACCUCCAGUACCCCUAGUUCCAGCACCUAUAGUCCUAUGUCUAUUCACAAAAGGACAGCAUAGGCAGUAGCAUCAAAAGCCUCCAGUGUGCUUUUUGAACCGUUCUUACAAUUCAGACUCCAUGGUCAUUCGCUUCUUAGCUUUGUUCCUCUGCUGGCAUCACAAGCAAGAAAGUACAGCUGUCAAUAGCGAUGCAGACACUUGUCCAUUAGAAACUAGAUUGAGGCACAGAGAUCACCUGCUCACUUGACCACUGAACAGCUAUCAUAUGGUAUUGACCGUGUUAUUACUGAGCAAGGUAUGACUUUAAUUUGUGACAAAGUUAAAAGGCUCCAUUGCCCUUUAUUACCAAUUCUUUGAGCCAGCCUCCCCCUCUGGAAUUUUUUGAAGGUAACAAAUAGGUAGCACUACAGUAAUCUGCACACAGGCUUACUAAAUGUAGUAUUUCAAAGGAUAUGUUUCGGUAUGCAGUCCACAUAAUUUGCUGCAUUCAAAUCACAGUGCUACUGGGUUAGCUUUUGUUCUCGUUUUUGUUAAUAUUAGCAUAUCAUGUUUCAGUAGCAGAAAUGAACUGGCUGAAUGCUACUAGAGCCAGGCCUUUAAAGCACAGCUCAGUUAGCAGUAGUUCCUGUUAAAGCAAUGAUCAGUGGGUCCCUCACACACAAUCAGAGUUAUCUGUGGCUGCCUGUUUGUCCUAUCUACAGGAACUCUGGCAAGGGGAAUGUGGUCCUUAUAACCACCUGGGUAUUAAAGCUUGCUUUGCCCACCCUAAGGGUGGUGGUUUUCAGUACAAUUCUUAGCCAUCCAAGAUGAAAAGCAUGAUUUGCAAUCAAGCCUUUUUCUUCCCCCAAGUCCCCACUUCCUCAGCCCUCCCAGGGGUCCCUUCUACAUACUGGAUUGAGAGAGCUGUACUAUAAUUAAUUUUAUAUUAAAAUGGUUUCUGAGCAUGAUUUGUUUUGUACAUAUUGGAAUAUGUUUUUAACUUAUUUUUAUUGCCCCUUUUCAUUCAUUUUAAUUGCUUUUUUUUUAAAAAACAACUCAGAUGUGAAGUUUGUGUGUGUAUAGUCUGCCACGCAAAUGAACAGCAGCCACAGGAUUUACCACCAGUUUUAUUGGUAAUGGAUCUGAUUUUGUGUUGAUGUCAUUUGCUUUUGUCUGAGGUUUCACUUGUGUUCUCUUUAAUUUCCACUCUGCUGUACAAGGAGUACCGCAGAGGUAAUGGACAAUGGAGACGGAGCAUUCAUUUCCUUCCCCUUUCUUGUGUGUUUUAUCUACCAAGGAACUCAGUUCUUAUCUCUAGGAGUUGUGUGACUGAGGGUAAAAACUAAAAUUAAAAUAAAACCCUUCACUCCUGUUUUCCCCCCAGUUGUAGAUCAAACAGAUUCAGCUUCUUUUAAAAAGCAUAGUGGCUGAGGCCAUCCACCUAAGUGUUUCCAUUGGGCUGAAUCUGUAUGGUUUGCACUUUCAUUUUUGGAAUUAAAAAAAACUGUUUAACUUAAGCCAAGUACCACUUAAAGCUUUAUAUAUUUAUUUAUAGCAUCCUACAAAAAGAAGUGUUAAGGUUUGUUUGUUUUCUUUCCACAAAAAAAAAUUGAUUCAAAAUAAUAAUCUAAUUGUUUUUGUCUAGAUCAAGAAUGAAUGUUAGCAGAUGAAAUAAACCCUAAAACCGA
Messenger RNA from Chrysemys picta bellii (western painted turtle), 7951 nucleotides. Lineage: Eukaryota; Metazoa; Chordata; Testudines; Emydidae. The record is from RefSeq and is a predicted model, not a curated record.